AAACAUGGCGGCGUCUGGGAACGAAGCGGAGACGUUGCUGCCCGAUAUCGAAGAGGAGGAGGCCGAGGAUAUGGAGAGAGAAAUGGAGUCCGCGGAGGAGGAUUCAGAAGACGGGGAGGAGGAUGAAGACACGUCCGAGGACGAGAGAGAAACCGAGGCUGAGAUCCAGCGGCUGGAGGAGCAGCUGUCCAUCAAUGUGUUCGACUACAAUUGCCACGUGGACCUGAUCAAGCUGCUGAAGCAGGAAGGGAAGCUGCACAGACUCCGCAAGGCCAGGCAGAAGAUGAGCGAGCUCUUUCCCCUCACUGAAGAGAUUUGGCUGGACUGGCUGAAAGACGAAAUCGGACUGACGGAGGGCGAAGAAGCCGAGCGGGAGAAGAUCGACGAGCUCUUCGAGAAGGCCGCCCGGGACUACAUCUGUCCUGACAUCUGGCUGGAGUACGCACAGUACUCCAUAGGCGGCAUGGGGGCGGCGGGGGGCGUCGACCGGGUGCGCUCCGUCUUCGAGAGAGCUUUGACCGCGGUGGGCCUGCACAUGACCAAGGGAGCCAUGCUGUGGGAGGCGUACAGGGAGUUCGAGGCCGUCAUCCUGUCCACCCUCCAGCCCUCACCCGGCACCAUCUCCAAAGCUGAGCAGCAGGACCAGCUGAACGCCCAGCUCGAGAGGAUGCACACGCUGUUCAGACGCCAGCUCGCCAUCCCGCUAAUGGAUAUGGAGAACACGUAUGGCGAAUACUCAGACUGGGCGGAGGAAGGGGUGCCGGAGAUGGUCUCACAGCACUACAAACGAGCCCUGCUGCAGCUGGAGAACCGCAGGCCGUUCGAAGAGGCUCUGCUGGUGUCGGAGCCUCCCAAGCUGGCCGAGUAUCAGAGCCUCAUCGACUUCGAGAUGAAGGACGGAGAUCCGGCUCGGGUCCAGAUCAUAUUCGAGAGAGCGCUGGCCGAGAACUGUCUGGUUCCUGACCUCUGGGCCAGAUACACCACUUAUCUGGACCGGCAGUUGAAGAUCAAAGAUCUAGUGCUGUCGUGCUACGAGCGGGCGGUCCGGAACUGCCCGUGGACCAUGGGCUUGUGGAAGAACUACUUACAGGCGCUGGAGAGGCACGGCGUGGAGCAUCACACAGUCUCAGACGUGUUCGAGAAGGCCCUGAACGCCGGUUUCAUACAGGCCACGGAUUACGUGGAGAUCUGGCAGACGUACCUGGACUACCUGAGGAGGCGUGUGGAUUUCAGUAACGAAGGGAGCCGGGAGCUGGAGGAGCUGCGGGCAGCUUUCACGCGAGGCCUCGACUACCUGAAACAGGACGUGGAACAACGGUUUACCGACAGCGGCGAUCUGUCCUGCAGUAUAAUGCAAAUCUGGGCCAAAAUCGAGGCAUCGCACUGUAAAAACAUGCAGAAAGCCCGGGAACUCUGGGACAGCGUCAUGACGAAAGGGAACGCCAAAUACGCCAACAUGUGGCUGGAGUAUUACAACCUGGAGAGGUCGUACGGAGACGCAGCGCACUGCAGGAAAGCUCUUCACCGGGCGGUGCAGUGCACGUCCGACUAUCCAGAGCACGUGUGUGAAGUCCUGCUGAACUUCGAGAGGGUGGAGGGGUCUCUGGACGACUGGGACACCGCCGUACAGAAAACCGAGACCAGACUGAAUCGAGUGAACGAGCAGAGAGCGAAGGCGGCGGAGAAGGAGGUCUUUCAUGCCCAGCAGGAAGAGGAGCGAGCCGAACAGCGGCGCAGAGGCAAAGCCGACAAGAAAGUCCAGAAAAAAUUUCAGAAAAGCAGUCGGACGGGAGACAAGCGGAAGGCCGAGGACGCCGGCGAAGACGACUGGGAGGAGGAAGCUGAUCGUAAGAGGCACAAAGGAGAGGGCGACGCCCCCGAGGAGCAGAUGGACACCGAGAGCGGCCUGUUCGGGCGCGGUGCCCCUCCGCCUCGCAUGACGGAGCCCCCGGGACUCCCGAAAAAACGGCCAGCGGCGCCGGAGACGAGCAGAACGCCGGACGAUCGCAAGGACUCGAACAGCGUCUUCGUCAGUAAUCUAUCCUUCGAUCUGGACGACCCCGAGGGGAAGAUGAAAGAGGCGUUCGGAAGCUGCGGCACCGUCGUUCAGGUGCGACUCGUCUACGCUGCCACGGGUACGUUCAGGGGCUACUGCUACGUACAGUUCGAGGACGAGCUGGCGGCCCGGGAGGCGCUCAAGCUGGACAGGCAGAAGGUGGACGGACGGCCCAUGUUCGUCUCGCCCUGUGUGGACAAGAGCAAAAACCCAGACUUUAAGGUCUUCAAGUACAACAUGUCGAUGGAGAAGCACAAAAUCUUCAUCUCGGGGCUGCCCUUCUCCUGCACCGCCGAGAAGCUGGAGGAGCUGUUCAAGGAUCACGGCACCAUCAAAGCCGUCCGCCUGGUCACCAACCGCUCAGGCAAACCCAAGGGCCUGGCCUACGUGGAGUUCGAGAACGAGGCGCAGGCGUCCCAGGCCGUGCUGAAGAUGGACCGGACCAAGCUGGAGAACCACACCCUCUCCGUAGCCAUCAGCAAUCCUCCGGCCCGGAAGACCGACUUCAAACCAGCGCUGGGGGGUCACGUGCCUCGCCAGCUACCGGGCACUCGCGGUAAAGGACGCACGCAGGUGUCUCUACUGCCCCGGUCCCUGCACCGCCAGAACACGUCGCAGCCCAAAACGGAGAACGGUACGGCCGCCAACCAGCAGGACGGGACGUCGUCCGGGAACAAGCCCCUGUCCAACCAGGACUUCGCCAGGAUGCUCCUGAAAAAGUGAAGCCAUCCUGUUUCCUUCUCCGAGACGUCUGCGUUUUAUUGUCUGGUUUCCUGUAAAUAUGUGCAACACCCCUGUGAGUUCUAUUAAAGGUUUUAACAACGUGUCUGUAGAA
Trichomycterus rosablanca is the source of this 2891-nucleotide messenger RNA. RefSeq names its product spliceosome associated factor 3, U4/U6 recycling protein (gene sart3). NCBI's taxonomy places the organism in Eukaryota, Metazoa, Chordata, Actinopteri, Siluriformes, Trichomycteridae. Gene Ontology annotation, biological process: RNA processing. The transcript is spliced from 19 exons. Bases 5 to 2779 code for a protein of 924 amino acids. The record is from RefSeq and is a predicted model, not a curated record. Gene Ontology annotation, molecular function: protein binding; RNA binding.